This is a messenger RNA of Solenopsis invicta (red fire ant), 1065 nucleotides long. RefSeq names its product nucleolar protein 16. The record is from RefSeq and is a predicted model, not a curated record. NCBI's taxonomy places the organism in Eukaryota, Metazoa, Arthropoda, Insecta, Hymenoptera, Formicidae. Gene Ontology annotation, cellular component: nucleolus. The transcript is spliced from 3 exons. Gene Ontology annotation, biological process: ribosomal large subunit biogenesis. Bases 128 to 697 code for a protein of 189 amino acids.
AUCUCAUCUCAGUAUAAUCACAGUUCACUGAACGCUAUGUGGAAUGCUUUUAGGAACGUGUUGUCGAUGGUCGAAUUGCUUUAAUUGUCAAGAUACACACGUGCGUUGAAAAGACACCUCGAGUAAAAUGAAAAUUAAAAGAGUCAGAAAGUUAAAACGCAAGAAGAAGUACAAUCCGAACGUAAAUCGAAAGAGGAUGCGAAACAAGUUACGGAAACUACCGAAUAUCCCAUGUGAACAGAUAAAGAAGGAAUGGGCGAACGCGAAAUCUACUCGUGUCAAUUUGAAAAAUAUGGGUUUAGCGUACGACGCGAACGAGGCGUUGCAAAUUCCUAAUGUCAAACAAGAGAUGGUGAAGGAGGCCAAAAGGAAAGUUGCGGGAAACGAGGAUCGCGAGUCGGAUCACGAGAACGAAGGGAUGACCGCGACGAAGGGUCACGUGGCGGAGAAGUUGGAAGCAGAGGCGAAAGCUCCUAGAGAACGACGUUUUAGAUUACCAAACGGACAAGCGCAGUUUCUCACUUAUUUAAUACAGAAAUAUGGUGAAGAUUACAAGGCGAUGUCGAGAGAUAAGAAAAAUCACGAUCAAUUAACCUGGAAGCAAAUACGAGCCAAGGUGAAAAUGUUUCAGGGAAUUCCGGAACAGUAUAACAAAUUUAUUAGAAAUAGCGGUAGGCAAUUAGACUGUAGUUCCUAAUAUAAUAUAAAUAAACAAGAAUUUUAUUUAUAUUUUCACAGUGAAAUUAAUGUAUAAGUUAAAUUAAGCAAACAUAUACUACAGUUCAUGCCAAUUUGAUAAAAAUAUCAAAAAUAAUGAAUUAUAUCGUGAUAAAAGUUAUAGGCAUAUUUUGUUAUGUGUAACAAAAUGUAUUGGCAAAUGAAAAAAUAAUUUCAAAUAUAAGAAAGAAAAUCAAAAGGUACAGGCAAAAUAUAUUUAACAGUUUUAAUGAAAGCAACUGUGAGCAAUUGAACAUAUUACUUUUCUACAUAGUCUGCUCCAGUUAUCACGUAAUUUAAAAAUUGCCUUUGGUUUUUGAUUCUCUUGUAUAUUUGUAAUUAUGUCAC